Molecule: messenger RNA, 1911 nt
Organism: Nycticebus coucang (slow loris)
Lineage: Eukaryota; Metazoa; Chordata; Mammalia; Primates; Lorisidae
Gene: RNASE4
Product: ribonuclease A family member 4
Exons: 2
Coding region: 160-603 (147 amino acids)
Molecular function (GO): RNA nuclease activity; nucleic acid binding
Source: RefSeq, a predicted model, not a curated record
CUUAGAUCUGUUCUCUCCACCCCUUCAUAUGAGCGCUAUAUAAUCAGAACAGGAGGGGCCUCCAGGCUCACACAGCUGGGACCCAUCUCCAGGAACAAACAGCUGGAACCCAUCUUCAGUUGACAGAAACGGCCAGAUUUUUGCACCUCUGACAUACUGAUGGCUCUGCAGAGGACCCACUCAUUGCUUCUGCUCUUGCUGUUGACCCUGCUGGGGCUGGGGCUAAUACAGCCCUCCUAUGGCCAGCAUGGCAUGUACCAGCGAUUCCUGAGGCAACACGUGGACCCUCAGGUGACAAGUGGUGAUGAUCGUUACUGCAACGUGAUGAUGCAAAGACGGAGGAUGACUACGCGUCAGUGCAAGUCCUUUAAUACCUUCAUCCAUGAAGACAUCGGGAACAUUCUUAACAUCUGCAACACCUCCAAUAUCCAGUGCAAGAAUGGCCGGAUGAACUGUCAUGAGGGUGUAGUGAAGGUCACAGACUGCAGGGAGACAGGAGGUUCCAGGGUCCCCAACUGCAGAUACCGAGCCAAGGCAAGCACUCGGCGUAUUGUCAUUGCCUGUGAGGGUGACCCAGAGGUACCUGUGCACAUGGACAGAUAGAUGCCACCCUGCUGGGGUUAUGGGAAGCUUUUGGCCCUUUAAUUUACUUUUAAAUAUCAAUGAGCGUGCAUUUGCACGAUCCCAGGCUCUGGCUCCUCUGCUCAUUUCUUAUUCUUUUUCUCAGUACAUCCCAUUCUAUUAAAUAUCAGUACAUUUCAUUAAAGAGACAUGGAGAGGUAUGUCUAAAAUGAGUCUGGGCUUGUAAUAAGCUUCCUUUAAUGAUACUGGUCAGCUUAGCCCUCUCAGAUCCUGUCAUCUGGAAUUUAGUCAUUAUGUGUAUUGAUAACAGCAUUUCCAGCAUUGCAGAGAGCUUUCAUUUAAGCUAUUUCAUUUUUACACCACAGCGCCCUGAUGAUGCUAUUAUACAUAUAUAGGAGCUUAAGGUUAAGGAAUCUGCUGAAGACCAUAAAGUUAGUGGUGACCUGAGAAAAACAUCCAGUUAAACUAGCUACUCAUGCGGGGAUUUUUCUACUUAGUCACGAGGAAUGUUUCUAGUGUGUGCCUUUUGUUAUGCCCAAUAGUCAGCUAUUGGGGGAAGCAUUAAAAAUUUGGAAAUAUAUACCAGCCAAAUCAGAACUCUGUGUUAUUUGCAUUGCUGUUAUGUUUGAAUGUGAUAAGAUUAAGAAAGUAAUUUUAGGAAUUUUCUCUUCCUUUUCCCUUUGAAUCACCCUAGUAAGUUAGAGUAUUAAAAAUGUACUAGGUCUUUAGACUCAAUUACUCUUCCUGAAUGAUUUUUUUAUGUUUCUCUUUAUUAAAGGACUUAAACUACAGGUUUAAGUAGUAAAACUAUGAGAAAACUAUGGGGUUAUUUCUUUUCCUCCUAUCCACUUUUAAUUUUUCCCCAGUCCAUAAACAUGCAUGCACUUUCAUAACCUCAUAAACUCUGGUCAAAAACUAACGCCUAUCAGAUCCACAACCACAACACAGAAAAUUUAUCUCAUUUACUCCAGAAGAAAUGAUUCUUCUCAAAGACAAUUCUCAUACUCCUCUCCUUUCCCUUUGAAUAUUUGGAAACAAAUCAGGGCAAGGAGAUAAAUGAAGAUGCUAGCUUUUAAAGAAGGGAAGUAGGCCAGCCACAUGCACCAAGGGUGGCAGGUUUGAACCUGGCCCGGGCCAGCUAAACAAUGACAACUGUAACAAACAAACAAAUAAAAAAUAGCUGGGCAUUGUGGCAGGCACCUGGAGUCCCAGCUACUUGGGAGGCUGAGGCAAGAGAAUCGCUUAAGCCCAAGAGUUGGAGGUUGCUGUGAGCUAUGACACCAUGGCACUGUACUGAGUGUGACAUAGUGAGACUUUCUAAAAAAAUAA